This is a messenger RNA of Musca domestica (house fly), 863 nucleotides long. RefSeq lists its product as uncharacterized. The record is from RefSeq and is a predicted model, not a curated record. The coding region runs from base 180 to 764 and encodes 194 amino acids. Lineage: Eukaryota; Metazoa; Arthropoda; Insecta; Diptera; Muscidae. Gene Ontology annotation, cellular component: cytoplasm; membrane. The transcript has 5 exons.
AAAUGCAAUUUAGUGCACGCUCAACUAUUCUAGCAUUUAGAUCGGGAAAAAAUAACGCCAAACAGUUUCCCAUAUAUAUUUGAAAUCGAAUGAAGAGAAAAUAGCAACUGUAUACGGAACUAUUUAGUAUUUUCACUUUUGUUUCUCUAAAAAGAGUCAGAAAAACCUACAAAUCGACAAUGUCAACAUUUUUGCUAAAAUUUAAAGCCAUACUUACCAAAUAUCCCGUCACCAGGGGUAUGGUUUCAUACAGUUUGAUAUGGCCCACCAGCAGUUUGAUACAACAGACGUUUGAGAACAAAGAGUGGGGGCAUUAUGACUGGUGGCGUUGUUUACGUUUCAGUUUGUAUGGUGGUCUCUUCGUGGCUCCAACAUUAUAUGGAUGGAUAAAAAUAUCAUCAGCAAUGUGGCCAAAAACAUCUCUCAGGACAGCGGUGAUGAAGGCUGCCGUUGAAACAAUAUCAUAUACACCGGCAGCUAUGACAUGUUUUUAUUUCAUUAUGAGUUUGUUGGAAAUGAAGACCAUAGGUGAAGCAUCUGCGGAAGUUAGCAAGAAAUUCCUGCCCACUUUUAAGGUCGCUGCCUCAAUAUGGCCAAUUGUAGCCACCAUUAACUUCUCCCUGAUCCCAGAGAAGAAUCGUGUUCCUUUCAUCAGUGUUUGUAGUUUAAUAUGGACAUGUUUUCUGGCCUAUAUGAAGCAUUUGGAACAUCAUGAAGUCGAUGAUGAAGAGAAAUUUAUAUUGGCCAAGAAAAAAGAAAAAUAAUUGUAUUAUAACGUAUUAUACAUAGAUAGGUUUAAAAAGUUGUUUUGUUGUUAUGUGGUGUCGCCUAGUAGCUAGAAAAUUAUAGUCACUUAUUUUGUU